Molecule: messenger RNA, 1730 nt
Organism: Erigeron canadensis
Lineage: Eukaryota; Viridiplantae; Streptophyta; Magnoliopsida; Asterales; Asteraceae
Product: 6-phosphogluconate dehydrogenase, decarboxylating 2
Exons: 2
Coding region: 64-1518 (484 amino acids)
Biological process (GO): pentose-phosphate shunt; pentose-phosphate shunt, oxidative branch
Cellular component (GO): cytosol
Molecular function (GO): phosphogluconate dehydrogenase (decarboxylating) activity; NADP binding
Source: RefSeq, a predicted model, not a curated record
UUUGUUCGGUUUACAGAUCUUUUCAUUUUCAUCAUCAUCAGAUUUAUUGAAAAAAGAAAAAAUAUGGCUGAGCUAACUAGAAUAGGCCUUGCCGGGCUUGCUGUUAUGGGUCAAAAUCUGGCCCUCAACAUUGCUGAGAAAGGGUUUCCGAUUUCUGUUUACAAUCGUAGUACUGUCAAGGUUGAUGAGACUGUUGAGAGGGCUAAAAAGGAAGGGAAUCUUCCUGUUUAUGGCUUCCAUGAUCCUGAAUCAUUUGUUAAAUCAAUCCAAAAACCUCGGAUGAUUAUCAUGCUUGUCAAGGCUGGGGCACCUGUUGACCAAACAAUCAAAACGUUGUCUCAAUAUAUGGAGAAAGGUGAUUGCAUCAUAGAUGGUGGCAAUGAGUGGUAUGAGAACACCGAGAGAAGAGAGAAAGCCAUGGCUGAAAUAGGCCUCCUCUACCUUGGAAUGGGUGUUUCCGGUGGUGAAGAGGGUGCAAGAAACGGACCAUCUAUGAUGCCCGGAGGAUCCAUUGAGGCUUACAAGUACAUUGAGGACAUUGUUCUCAAGGUAGCCGCUCAAGUACCCGACAGUGGUCCAUGUGUGACAUAUAUUGGUGAAGGUGGUUCAGGCAACUUUGUCAAGAUGGUUCACAACGGAAUCGAGUAUGGUGACAUGCAGCUGAUUUCAGAGGCUUACGAUGUGCUAAAGUCUGUUGGAAAGCUCUCGAAUGAGGAACUACGUGAAGUAUUCUCAGAAUGGAACAAAGGAGAGCUUCAAAGCUUUUUAAUUGAGAUCACUGCUGACAUAUUUGGCAUCAAGGAUGAUAAGGCAGACGGUUAUUUAGUCGACAAAGUGUUGGAUAAAACUGGCAUGAAGGGUACAGGCAAGUGGACAGUUCAACAAGCUGCUGAUCUAUCAAUUGCUGCUCCAACAAUUGCAGCAUCCUUAGAUUCACGUUUCCUUAGUGGUUUGAAGGACGAACGUGUAGAAGCUGCAAAACUCUUUAAAUCUAGUGGGUUUGGUGACAUCUUAGCAGAUCAAUCAGUUGAUAAGGAACAAUUAAUUACUGAUGUUAGGCAAGCUCUAUAUGCCGCAAAAAUUUGUAGUUAUGCACAGGGGAUGAACUUGAUACGUGCCAAGAGCGUUGAAAAAGGAUGGGGUCUGAAGUUAGGUGAGUUGGCUAGAAUUUGGAAGGGUGGGUGUAUCAUUAGAGCCAUAUUCUUGGACCGCAUCAAGCAGGCUUAUGACAGGAACCCAGACUUGGCCAAUCUCUUGGUGGACCCUGAGUUUGCCAAAGAAAUGGUGGAACGUCAGUCUGCUUGGAGAAGAGUUGUAUGUUUGGCUAUUAAUUCAGGCAUCAGUACUCCCGGUAUGUCAACUAGUCUUGCCUAUUUUGACACUUACCGGAGAGAGAGGUUGCCUGCUAAUUUGGUCCAAGCUCAAAGAGAUUACUUUGGCGCCCAUACAUACGAAAGGACUGAUAUGCCUGGUUCCUUCCACACUGAAUGGUUUAAACUUGCUAAGCAGGCAAACUAAGUUUCCCCAGGUGAUAUCUAUCUUGUGCUUUUAAUAUUGAAACUACAAUAAUUGUAUUGUUUAAUAUUCAUCCAAUAAUUUGCUUGUUUAUUGUGUUGGGUGAAGUUUAUUUGUAAUUUUCUAUUUUUAUGUUGUCUUUUGUCUCUUGAGUAGAUUUUGUACUUUCUCCAGAAUAUGAAUAAUAUCAAUGAUCAUAUCAUGAAUCAUGUAUA